This is a messenger RNA of Hirundo rustica (Barn swallow), 9702 nucleotides long. RefSeq names its product dynein axonemal assembly factor 9 (gene DNAAF9). NCBI's taxonomy places the organism in Eukaryota, Metazoa, Chordata, Aves, Passeriformes, Hirundinidae. The coding region runs from base 7 to 3534 and encodes 1175 amino acids. The transcript is spliced from 37 exons. The record is from RefSeq and is a predicted model, not a curated record.
GUCGCCAUGGCGCUGUGCGGCCGCUCCGCGCUCCUCCCGCCGCCCCCGCGGCACCGACCCCGGCCCCGAGCCCCGGGGCCCUUCGUCAGCUGCAGCCGCCUCCGAAACAUUCAGAGCAUCCUGACACAGAGCAGCAAAUCUCAGCCUGAUGGAAUCCUCUGCAUUUUAGGGAUUGACAGUCGAUACAACGAAGGGUGCAGGGAGCUGGCAAAUUAUCUGCUCUUUGGUUUGUACAACCAGAACAACAACGACUUUGAAAGGACAGGCUUUCCUGAGGAAGUUCUGGAUGAUAUAAUCAUAUUAAUAAAACCUGACAGUGUUCAUCUGUACUGCAACCCUGUGAAUUACAAUCAUCUUUUGCCCUAUGUGGCACACUGGAGGAACUUGCAUUUCCACUGUCUGACAGAAAAUGAGUACGAAGAUGAAGAAGUUGCAGAGGAAUUCAAGAUUUCCAGCUUUGUGGACAUGGUCCGGGAUUGCAGCCGCAUCGGGAUCCCCUACAGCUGCCAAGGCCACCUGCAGAUCUUUGACAUGUUCAUCGUGGAGAAGUGGCCGAUUGUCCAGGCCUUCGCGCUUGAGGGGAUCGGGGGCGACGGCUUCUUCACCAUGAAAUACGAAUUGAUGGAUGUCAGUGCUGACUUGUGGAAGACCUACAGCAAAAUGGAUCCAGUGUCCUUGGAGGAUUUGCUCUUUGAGGAUUUAAUGAUUUUUGAACACCAGUGGACCAACUUUUUUGCUAAUUUUGACACCGAAAUUCCCUUCAUUCUGGAGCUCUCAGAAUCUCAGGCGGGGGAGCCCUUCAGAAGUUAUUUCAGCCAUGGCAUGAUCUCAAGCCAUAUAACAGAUAACAGCCCGAGCCGGCAGCCCUUCGUCCUUUUUGGCAGCCACUCCACGAAGGAAAACUUGAACUCUGGGAACUUUAAUUUUCCAUCUGAAGGACAUCUGGUUCGAAACACUGGCUUUGGUGGAAGCACUGCCAAGCACAUGGUAGUGCAGUGUGUAUCUCCCAAGGGACCUCUGGCUUGUUCAAGGACCUAUUUUUUUGGAGCCACACACAUUCCUUUCCUGGGAAAUGACAAUGAGAUGCACAAGCAAGCUGAACAAGUUACGCUGUUGUCGCAAAUAUAUUCUGCUGUUGUAGAGGCUGUGCUUGCUGGCAUUGAGUGCUAUGCUAAAACUUCCACUGAAUCCAAGGCAAAGGAAGUGGCAGAGCAGGUGCUCCUGUCUUUGUUAGACACCCGUGGCUUAGCACAGCUGAAAUCUGCUUUACGCUCCAAAAUCGCUUUUCAAAUUCAGGCUGUGAACAACCAUGGCAGAAUUACUCCGUUAGAUAACGAGGACAGCCUCAGUUUGAUCAAAACGGCAUCCAUGAUGGUGUUUGACAUUCCAGACCUGCUCACGGGAAGAGGAUGCUUGGGGUCUGUUGUGUUUUCAGAGUCCUUCCUCACAUCACAAAUACAGGUCAAAGAAAAAGAUGGCAGCAUCCAUCCAGACUCCAGGCACGUUAUCCUGACAUCAGCUAUCCCAAGAUUCGCUUCCUGGCUGGUUGAAGACAGUGACGUGAAACUGUCUGAAAAGGCACAGCAAGUAUUGAAGGAAGACAAAUCUUUCCUGGGCACUUUACUCACUGGGGGUGAUGGAGUUUAUAUCUGUUCCAGCAAUCCACAGGCCAUGCCUGCAGAAGGCAAAUUGUAUUUCUUUUCCGAUGGAAUUCUGUUCUGUGAUCCCCACCACGGCAGCAUUUCCGUUUCCAAGAACCACAUGAGUUCCAUUUCUCUCUAUGAUGGGGAUUCCAACAGCGUUGUUGCUGCUCUCUUUAUAGACUUCAAAAGUUCCCUGCUUCCUCAUCUCCCUGUUGAAUUCCACACCCAGAACAACUUUCUGAUGAUUGCACUUUUCCCCAAAAGAAAGAUUUACAAAGCUUUUUAUUCACAGGUUUUCUCUUCAUGGAAAAACCAGACAAACUCAGGAUUAUCUCUAAGGGUUGUCCAGGAAGAAUUCCUGUCUGAGGAACAAAAGAAGCUGCAUUCCAGUGUUCAGAAGCUCUUCAGCGCCUUGUCUUUUUCUUCUGGGGAAAGAUGCAGGGAGCUGAAGCUGUCUGCUGCCAUUCCAGAACUGGAGAGGUUUGUGCAGCACUUCACAGUCAGCAGCGUCAGUGCCAAGCCAGUGAUGAGAGCACAUCUUCCCAUCCUUCUCCAACAGUCAGAAACCAUUUCUGACAGCAAAGCAGAAGGUGAUAAGGUGAUCAUCACCAUCAUCACUGGGCUGCCAGGAUGCCGUUCCAGCGACCUGUGUUCUUUCCUUGUCACUUUUACCAAGGAGCAUGGCAGGUGGAUUGUUUAUCGGCAGACCAUGGACAGUCCCGAGUGUUUCAGUGCCUCCCACUUCCAGCGCUUCCUGGCCGGGGUCCUGGAGGCUCAGCAGAACCUCGGCGUCCGUCAGCCCGCCCACGCUGGGAAGAGCAAGAGGCUCCUGGUGGUGCUGCAAGGGUACACUGAUGUUAUUGAUGUUGUGCAAGCUCUGCAGACUCACCCUGACCCAGAUGUGAAAUCUUCUUUCAUCAUUGGAGCAGUCAACACCUGUGUGGAGCCUCUGAGCUGCUACAUGGAACACAGGCUUCUUUUUCCCAAGUUCUUGGACCAGUGUUCACAAGGACUGGUGAGUAACGUGGUUUUCACGAGUCAUGCCACAGAGCAGAGGCACCCACUCCUCGUGCAGCUGCAGAGCCUGAUCCGAGCAGCAAAUCCUGGAGUUUCCUUCAUCCUGGCAGAAAAUGGAAUUGUAACGAGGAACGAGGAUAUUGAAUUAAUUCUCUCAGAAAGCAGUUUUUCAAAUCCUCAGAUGAUGAGAGCUCGAUAUUUAAUGUACCCUGGCUGGUACGAGGGCAAGUACGGGGCUGGGCCCGUGUUCCCUCCCAUGGUUCAGAUCUGCGUGUGGUUCAGUCGCCCUCUGGAGAAAACACGAUUUGUGACCAAAUGCAAAGCAAUUAAAUCGUUGCUCAAGCCAAGUCCUUUUUCUGGAAACAUUUACCACAUCAUGGGCAAAGUGAAGUUUUCAGAUGCUGAUAAAGUCAUUGAAGUCUGUCACAACACAGCAGCAAAUUCCCUAAGCCUGGUGCCUGUUCCAGAGGGACCAACUCCUCCUGACUCCAGAAAUGAUCCCAGAGACUGCAGCGGUCAACAGGAAUAUUUCCUUGUGUUCAUUGGCUGCUCCCUGAAGGAAGAGGAUAUCAAAGAUUGGCUCAGAGAAACUGCAAAACAGAAGCCUCAGAGGAAAGCCCUGAAAACCAGAGGAAUGUUAACCCUUCAGGAAAUCAAAAACAUUCACGUGAAACGCCACUUGGAUCCACUUCCAGCUGGUUAUUUUUACAAUGGGACUCAAUUUGUGAAUUUUUUUGGUGACAAAAUGGAUUAUCAUCCAUUGAUGGACCAGUUCAUGAACGAUUACUUGGAGGAAGCCAACAGGGAAAUCGAGAAGUACAACAGGGAGCUGGAGGAGCAGGAGUACCACGACCUCUUUGAGCAGAAGACUUAAGCCCGUGGGUCCUGGGUGUUUCUGUCCUUGUGGCAGGAACCAAAAAUGCUGUUUUGUCCUCCUGACUCAUGAGAUAUCGAGUGAAAUGUCUGUUUUCAGCACUCCUUCCCAAACUAAGGGAUCGUUCCCCUAAGGUUGGCAUUUAACACGGUAACUGCUUAGCUGUUUGUACUGUCAGGUUUGCUUCCACUUCACCUUAAUUCCAGACUGUACAAAGCAUCACCUGGAAUCUCUGGCUUGUGGUGGAAACGUGGGGGAAAAAGAAGAAGGAGGAGGAGAAAAGAAGCAAAACUGGAUUAAUUUCCUAAAAAAACAAAAAGGUCAGAGUGCAAUUGUGGAAUUGGGCCGUGGUGCAGAUAUCAAACAGUCCCUGGGUGUCCCUUGGAAAUGGUUGCACAGGAGCAUCCUGUGAUGAGCAGUGGGGGAAUUCAGGAUUUGGGAUUGGGGUGUUCCCAAAGCGAGAAACGGGGGAACAGACUCGGAAGAGUCCCCAAUCCCAGAACCAUUUGCGUGUUCCUGAAGCAAAAAAUGGGGGAAUAAUUAAAGAAAUGAGAAGAAUCCCUAAUCCCACAGCUGCUGGGAUGUUCCUAAAGUGACAAAUGGGGGAACAAUGGGAAAAACUCAGAACUGAGUCCUUAACAGCUGUUGGGAUGUUCCCAAAGUGAGAAAUGGGGGAACAGUGGGGAAAACUCAGAACUGAGUCCUUAACAGCUGUUGGGAUGUUCCUAAAGCGAGAAAUGGGGGAACAAUGGGAAGAACUCAGAACUGGUUCCUUGAUCCCACAGCUCUUGGUGUGUUCCCAAAGCGAGAAAUGGGGGAACAGUGGGAAAACCUCAGAAGAGCCCCUGAUCCCAGAGCUGUUGGUGUGUUCCCAAAGCGAGAAGUGGGAGAAUGAUUCAAAAAAGCUUAGAAUCCCUGAAUCUGCCGCUGUUAGGAUGUUCCCAAAGCGAGAAAUGGGGGGACAGUGGGAAAAACUCAGAACUGAGUCCCUAAUCCCACAGCUGCUGGGCAUUCCCAAAGUGAAAAAAAUGUGAAAACGGUGGGAAAAACUCAGAAGAGUCCCUAAUCCCAGAGCUGUCAGGUGUUCCCAAAGCGAGAAAUGGGGGAACAAUGGGAAGAACUCAGAAUUGGGUCCCUAAUCCCACAGCUCUUGGUGUGUUCCCAAAACGAGAAAUGGGGGAACGCUUUCUCAGAGUCCCUGAUCCCACAGUUGUUGAUGUAUUGCCAAAGCGAGAAAUGGGGGAAUAAUGGGAAAAACUUAGAACUGAGUCCCUAAUCCCACAGCUGCUGGCAUGUUCCUAAAGCGAGAAAUGGGGGAACAGUGGGAAAAAUUCAGAUUUAAAUCCCUAAUUCCAGAGCUGUUGGUGUGUUCCCAAAGCAAGAGGUGAAUGAUUAAAAAAAUUAAAAUCCCUGAAUUUGCUGGUGUUAGGAUGUUCCCAAAGCAAGAAAUGGGGGAACAGUGGAAAACAACUCAGGAGAGUCCCUAAUCAACAGUUGUUGGGAUGUUCCCAAAGCGAGAAAUGGGGGAACAAUGGGGAAAACUCUGAAGAAUCCUGAAUCCUGCAGCUGUUAGGAUGUUCCCAAAGUGAGAAAUGGGGGAACAAUGGGGAAAACUCUGAAGAAUCCCGAAUCCUGCAGCUGUUAGGAUGUUCCCAAAGCGAGAAAUGGGGGAACAAUGGGAAGAACUCAGAACUGAGUCCCUAAUUCCAGAGCUGUCAGAGCAUUCCCAAAGCAAGAAAUAGGGGAAUGUGAAAAGCUUGGAUGAGCACCUAAUCCCACAGUUGUUAGGAUGUUCCCAAAGUGACAGAUGGGAGAACAGUGGGAAAAACUGAAGAAUCCCUAAUCCCAGAGCUGUCAGGAUGUUCCCAAAGCGAGAAAUGGGGGAACAGUGGGGAAAACCUCAGAACUGAGUCCCUGAUCCCACAGUUUCUGGGGCAUUCCCAAAGUGAAAAAUGUGGAAACCCUGGGAACAACUCAGCGAAGUCCCUAAUCCCAGAGUUGUCAGGAUCUUCCCAAGUGAGAAAUGGGGGAACAGUGGGAAAAACUCAGAAGAGUCCCUAAUCAUCAGUUGUUGGGAUGUUCCCAAAACGAGAAAUAGGGGAACAGUGGGAAAAACUGAAGAAUCCCUAAUCCCAGAGCUGUCAGGAUGUUCCCAAAGCGAGAAAUGGGGGAACAGUGGGGAAAACCUCAGAACUGAGUCCCUAAUCCCACAGUUUCUGGGGCAUUCCCAAAGUGAAAAAUGUGGAAACAGUGGGAAAAACUCAGAAGAGUCCCUAAUCCCAGAGCUGUCAGGGUGUUCCCAAAGCGAGAAAUGGGGGAACAAUGGGGAGAACCUCAGAACUGAGUCCCUGAUCCCACAGCUGCCAGGGUGUUCCCAAAAGUGAGAAAUGGGGGAAGGCUUUUUUCAGCGUCCUUAAUCCCACAGCUGCUAGGGCAUUCCCAAAGUGAAAAUUGUGCAAACAGUGGGAACUGCUCAGAAAAGUCCCCAAUCCCAGAAUUGUCAGGAUGUUCCCAAAGCAAGAAUUGGGGGAACACUCCCGCCCCCACCUUUGCCAGGGCACAGCCCAUCUCAAAACCUCAGCACAGUUUGAGUCUGCACUUGAAAUUCUGACUUUAAAGAAAAGCUAUUUAUACAUUUCAGGGUGAAGUCAGUGGAGAAAUCUUAAUUUCUUCCCAGUGCUCUCAUUGGGAUUCUGGAAAAUAUUUCCAGGCUGGCUGCAAUGGGCACCUUGCUGUUGCUUAGAUUAUUCCUGGAGGAUUCCUAUUUCAGUCCUAAAAACUAAGCAAGGCAAGGGGGAGAUUCUUCAGCUGAAGAAUUCUUUUUCAUGGAGAUGAGUGAUUUCCAAAGGUAAAAAAUAGCAAAGGAUGUUACUUGAAAGAGGCAGGAACUUGUUUGUGGAGCUUCCAGGAGAGUUUGCACACCGUAACAUUUCACUGUGCUGGUGAGAAAUCAGCUUUUAAGUACUUGCAACAGAAUUUUUGUAGUUCCUAAAUGACAGAACAGGAAUGCUGGCAGCCUGUCCUGACUUAAUUCAGUAUCGUUUUAAGGGACGCUUUAUAAAUCCCUGACUGAAGGAUUAUAAAGUACCUUAGCAGCUACUUACAGGUAAUUAUUGGAGUUUAUUUGAAUGAGGAGAUUAUUCUAGCAUGCACGUGUUCAGAAUUUAGGUGAGAACAGCCCAGCAGGAAUUUUUUUUUAUUUUCAUAUUCCUUUGCCUUAGGGACAGCUCGAUCUUUUACUGCAACUGCAGCUUUUCUUUCUGACCAGAUGUUUGCGAUACAGCAAGAAAUGGAAUGAAAAAAAUCUCUUGCAGGACACUUAAAAUACUUCAAAUGUAUUUGCACAGCCUCAUCCAAUGGCAGGAAAAGGAUAUUUAACCCCUGCCGUCAAACCUGAGGUGAAAUUAGAGUUUAUGCUUUACUAAAGAGAUGUAUUUUUUACCUUUGGAAUAUGAAAUUUCAGUGACCUGAAGCACAUUUUUAAGCGGUUUUGGUCUUUGUUGCUGGGUGCCCGUCCUGUGAGUGUUCCACAGUGCAGAGGUGGAAUUCCAGGUGCUGCAGGCUGGGAUAGAAAUACUGAUAAGGUUUCAUUCCUCUCUCUCCUCCUAGAUUUAAAAAGCUGUCUGAAUUGAAGACUUCAAUAUUCUACUUUACUUUUUAUUUUUCUUUUUUGCACACCACGAGACUUUAUAUAUAAAAAAAACCUACUUGUAUCCUGUUAGAGGCCAGUAAAAGCCAGCAAUUAGUUUGUGUUUUUAGGCUUUCCUGGGAUGUAUUCCCUGGAUCACAAGUGUGGAGCAAUCCUGAUAAAGCUUGUGAGUUUUAUCUAUGCAUGGCUAAAUUUUAGUCUUAAUAUCCUGUAGUGCCUGUAGAGCAAAGGUAGCUAGCAGUGGGUUUUGGGGCAGGGGGUGGCUACCAGGGGUUUACAGCUAAAUCCAGUUGGUUGCAUGAAAUUUAUUUCCCGGCCCAGAAUUUUUUUAGGAAUCCCCCAACUCCUGGUGGUAGCGCUGCAAUAAAGGAGGGGCGUUAGGAAAUGGAACUCCCAAUUGGAAUUGCUUUGCCAAUUGAACUCCGUGUAAACCCGGCGGUUCCGAUCCCGGUUCUCUCAUCUGCAAAGCCAUAUUUUUAGAGUAGUGGGAUGUGAUGUGGGAAGAAAUUCCAGGGGUUGGGACAGCAGGCACGUGGUGGAGGCUUCGUCUCAACUCAUGAGUGGAUACAGAGUAGAUUUAAGUGCAAUUGAUUGAAACAAUAGAUGAGGAUGCUGUAGCUGAUUUUCGCUCUGCUGAACUCUUUUUAAGAACUCCAAUUUGUGCAGCUCUCAAAUCAAGAUGUGGAUGGGGCUGAUCCAGCUGCAAUUCCAAGCCCUGUGGGGGAAAAAAAAAAAGAAAAAAAAAGAGAAAUAAUCGGGGUGUGACUGUGCAAAUUGGAGCUGUUCCUUAAAAACUGGAGCAGAAGAGCUCAGAAGAAAGGCCUAGAACCCUCCUGUUCUGUGCUGCAUGUGCUCUAUGGUCAUAGCUGUGUAUUACAAAAAGACCUUUCACCAGACUGGUACUGGCUCAAUUCACGUCUUUUGGUAUUGAAAGAAAUUGAUUACCUCAAUUUUUUUUUUUAGCCUUUAUUUUUCAACUGUGACUUUUCAACCAGAACGAAGAAAAAAAAAAAAAAAAAAGGAAAAAAAUACCGAAAUAGUGAAACUGUGACAAUGGUAUCCUUUAAAUGUAGUAGUGCCUUGCAGAUGACGCCAUUUAUUCCCCAAAUAAAUGGAUGUCAGGGGUUACACCCCACCAAAAUAACGGUUUUGGUGAAAGGACUUAAAAAUUUAACCUAGUGACAAGUAUUAGCACAAAUGGUUAAAGUGUUUAAAAGAAAACUCUUUGAGGACUGAAAUAUGUAAAUGCCUGAUGCUGCUGCUGUUGAAGAGCAGUUGCUGAUUUUUUGGGAGUCGAUUCUAACGAUCAGCAGCGCUUUUUGAAUUUUUUUUUUCUUUUUUUUUUUAAGAAGAACGUAACUUUUGUACUCUGGUCAGAGCUGAUUGUACUGUAUGGAAUCCCCAGCCCUGGGGGUUUGAUGUCCUCACUCCUUAGAAGUCGAGGUGAGGAUGGAGCUACUCCGAAGGAUGGAGGUUUGAACAUUUUUUUUUUGGUUUUGUUUUUUGCUACUGUACAAUUAAACCAACAACAAAAAAAGCACCAUUUCUAACCCACUGAUGUUUGGAUACAGCAAAAGUGCCAUUACACCCUUCCUUUUCUCUUUUACUGUACUUGGAAAAGAAUUUGUGUCCAGGCAUUCCUGAGCUUGGGAAGUGCUGAAGAGUCCUCAAGGGGUUUCCACGCUUUGCUGACCUCUGUUAGCAGCUUGUGGUGGUGUUUUUUUUUCUUUUUCUGUCUCCUCACCGAGAAUGAGUGUGAUCAGAAGUUACUGAAGUUAUAGGCGUUCUAAUGUGACAAACUUAGCAGGGGAACCUUUGCAACUUGAGCUGCUCUGCAGUCCGGGAGUAUUUGAAUUUUUAAGCUGUGCAAUUUGGGAUUAAUCCAGUUUUACACUUUGCAAUUAACACACCGGAUUGCAGGGAGGAGUUAAGUUGCGUGCGAGGGUUCCCCGAUAAGUUGGGGUGGGUAUUUUUUUUUAAUUAUUGUUAUUUUUUAAUUGAAACUUGUCCGAAUUUGCACAGAUUUAAGCUCUGGAAUACUUUGGUAUUCUUGAAAAGGGAAAAAAAAAAAUAAAUUGUGACUAGUAUAGUGAAUUGUGAACUGUGAGUUGGUAGAAUCACGAGGUUGAUCUAAUUAAUCUUAGGUUGUUAAAAAUGUACCUCAGAAAGCUCGUGAGAAAUCGCUUCGUUUUUACACAACAGCCGGAUCCUGACCUAACACUUCUCACUUUACAACGUGCCAAAAUUCACUUUUAUACUAGUUCUCAAUGCUUUAAUAUUUGCAACUCUUAAGUUAAAAACGUGUUAUUUACAAACACUACUGUAACUUCAGUUCAGCUGAACGGUGUGAUUGAAGCUUUUUGCCUCUCGUAUUUAUUACACAACUUGAUUCAGUAAAUAUAAAAUGACCUUUCCAUUUAUUUUUGUAUUGUUUUACAUGUUUAUACCUGCAGUUUGUGUGACUUUUACACCUGUAACUCAGAUGUGAUGGAAAGAACCAAUAAACAGUAUCCAUCCAC